Molecule: messenger RNA, 897 nt
Organism: Homarus americanus (American lobster)
Lineage: Eukaryota; Metazoa; Arthropoda; Malacostraca; Decapoda; Nephropidae
Product: cuticle protein 7-like
Exons: 3
Coding region: 45-497 (150 amino acids)
Cellular component (GO): extracellular matrix
Source: RefSeq, a predicted model, not a curated record
CUCACCCAAUAACAGUCUCAACAACAGUUCAUUCUCAUAGCACCAUGGCUCCCAAGGUUGUGUUAUUUGCCGCCCUUGUGGCUGCAGCAUUUGCCAGGCCAGAUCCACAGUACAGCUCCCCCACUCCUGCAUACAACCCCCCUGCCCCCUCCUACAAUGCUCCAGCUCAUCCAAGACCUUCCUAUUCUGCUGCCCCAGCUUAUCCUGACACUCCUCCCCAAUACAACUCCCAGUACGCCGUGAGGGACGACUACUCCGGCAACGACUACGGCCAUGAAGAAUCCCGUGAUGGCUACAACACCCAGGGUACCUACUCUGUGUUGCUUCCCGACGGUCGUGUGCAGAGGGUGACUUACUACGUCGACGGUGACUCCGGCUACGUGGCUGAGGUGACCUACGAGGGUGAGGCCCAGUACCCAGCCUACCAUCCCGCCCCAGCACCCUCCUACAGGCCUGCUCCUGCGCCCUCCUACACGCCAGCACCCAGCUAUGCCUAAAUUGAAUUGAAAAACUACAGUGAAUUUCAUGUUGACCAUUGAAUUUAUAUACUAAAUGAUCUGAAUAAAACUAAUGUAUAAAAUUAUGGCUUUAAUAUCGUCAUAGAAUGAAGGACACAUCUAUGUUCUUUUUGACCUAAUAACAAUAGUCACUAACACAUUGUAUAGUGUUUAAAGGCGAAGCUCUCUGAGAGUAUACAGUAUGUAUCUUCAUGCAAGGCGAAUCGUGUUAACAAAAGUGUAGAAACACUCAGCUGCCUCCAUCUUCUUCCUGCUGCAAGGCUGAGGCCAAGUACCAUGAUCACCAGCCCGCCCCAACACCCUCUUACACUUAGAGGCUUAGACCAUCACUCUGAACCCCUGACAUGUUAUGGGAAGGAUAUUUAUUUAUUUAAAUUUU